AUGGCAGAAAGUGAAAGCAGCAACACAGCUAGUCAUAGGGUUCUAGUAUCUCUAAGGGAGGCCGCGAGAAUUAUCGGAGCCCAAGGAGCGACUAUUCAGGAGAUACGCGAGUCUAACAAGGUAAAAAUUGGCAUUUCACCUCAUGAAAGGGGAUGCUCAGACAGAAUUCUUACUUGCUCAGGGUCUAUUCAAAGCGCGGCUAAUGCUAUUGGUGACGUGAUAGAUGUUCUCAAUCAUGAAGACCAGGAACCUGAAGAGUAUACGUACAAGCCGCUUAACUUCAUUCUCCCCACGCCUAGCCCAGACGAGAUACAAGACGUGGAAAGUAUCAAGAGAAUUGGCAAUUUGAGGCUAAUUGUGACCAACUCGGAAGUGUCAUCGAUAAUUGGUACACAAGGUAGCCGCAUUAAGAGUCUUAUCGAGAAGCAUGGUGUGAAGAUUGUCGCAUCCAAGAACUUUCUCCCUGAUUCUCAGGACCGGGUGGUAGAAAUUCAAGGUUUCCCGGGUUCCAUUGCCAAUUGCCUUGUAGACAUCAGUGAGAUACUAUCAAAGGAAGCGAAACCAACUCAUGAGAAGCGCUAUUACCCUCAUACUAAAAGUCAGGAGGAGGGGUCUGUCACUAAAGUCGUGCCUAUUCCAGUGGAAUAUGUGGGCGCGUUGCUAGGUCGUGGUGGCAACAGGGUUUCAAGCUUAAGAAAAUACACCAAGACAAAGGUUAUAGUCAGUGAUGAACCCAAUGAUGAAGGUGAAAGGCUUUUUACGAUUACUGGUAACAACCAAAACAGCGUUAAAUUGGCAGAGACAAUGCUUUUGAAGAAUCUCGAAACGGAGAAACAAAGACGCGAAGAAAAAACGGUGUCCAAGGAGUAA
Lachancea fermentati is the source of this 870-nucleotide messenger RNA. NCBI's taxonomy places the organism in Eukaryota, Fungi, Ascomycota, Saccharomycetes, Saccharomycetales, Saccharomycetaceae. The record is from the annotation of a GenBank genome assembly.